AUGUCGUCAUUACUACAAAGGCGCAUGCUUUCCAAGGAGGAGGAGAACGCAGGGCAAGAAGUCGAGGUCCGUCGCGAGGAUCAAGACAAGAUCAAUAGAUUCAGCAGACUGCACCAAAGAGAACUCCUUCUCGAAGAAGAGCUCAAGGCAAAAAAUAAAGAAAAGGAAGAGCUAGACGACCUCUCGACGGAACUUGAGCUCGCCGACGAAGACGAGAAGAUUCGAUAUAGAAUUGGCGAUGCGUUCUUCCACUUGCCGCUUGAACAGGCCCAAGAAAUGCUGAGCACAGCGACCACGCGAAUCGAAGAGGAUACCGGAGCCCUGGAGGAGAAGAUAAGCACCAUCAAAGAGCAAAUGACGGAAUUAAAAGUCGAUCUUUAUGCUAGAUUUGGCAAGCAGAUCAACCUCGAAGUAUAG
Beauveria bassiana ARSEF 2860 is the source of this 417-nucleotide messenger RNA. RefSeq names its product Gim complex component GIM3-like protein. The transcript is spliced from 4 exons. Bases 1 to 417 code for a protein of 138 amino acids. Gene Ontology annotation, cellular component: cytoplasm; prefoldin complex. Gene Ontology annotation, biological process: protein folding. The record is from RefSeq and is a predicted model, not a curated record. NCBI's taxonomy places the organism in Eukaryota, Fungi, Ascomycota, Sordariomycetes, Hypocreales, Cordycipitaceae.